CUCCUUUAUGCUCUAUUUAUGGUCUUGCAAUAUUUGCCCUCUCAAGAUGAGAAAAACUGUUAAUGUCUGUCUCUGUGGCCAACAUGGGACACACACACACACAUAUAUAUGACGGCCAACUUGGGACAUACAUACACACAUAUAUAUGAACGGGUGUGCAAACAUACGAUAUCAAAGAGGACUGUGAGAGGGAUGUCUGUGGUUUCCCCUGCCUUGUAAGGAACGAGCCCUUCACUGCUCUGUUCCUUCAAAUCUCUGUCCUCUGUCGUCCCAUCCCCGCCCAGACAGAAGCCGAAACACAGAGCUUCAUUCGCAUCAAUGGAGUUGAGCACUUUGGCCCUGGUUCUUUCGGUCGUGAGCGGGCUCCUCGGUGCCCUGUUCUGGGGUAUGAGCAGGGUGAAUUGCUUCGUUUACGAGAGGAAGCUCGGGGAGAAGAGGCUGUGGCUACCUCCAGGGGACCUCGGGUGGCCGUUCAUCGGGAACAUGUGGACUUUCCUCAGAGCCUUCAAGUCCGGCGACCCUGAUUCCUUCAUGUCCACUUUCAUCUCCAGAUUUGGACAAACUGGAAUUUACAAGGCCUUCAUGUUCGGGAGCCCAAGCGUGAUUGUGACUAUGCCCGAGUCGUGCCGAAAGGUGUUAAUUGAUGAUGAGAAAUUCAAGCCUGGCUGGCCCGUCUCAACGGUAAACUUGAUCGGAAAGAAAUCCUUCAUUGCGAUUUCAGCUGAAGAGCACAAGCGGCUCCGGAAACUGACAGCAGCCCCUGUGAACGGGCAUGAAGCGCUGUCCAUUUACAUGGAAUACAUACAAGAGAAUGUGGUAUCAGCACUGGAGAGGUGGUCUAGGAUGGGGGAGAUCGAGUUUCUGACCGAACUCCGGAAGCUUACUUUUCAGAUAAUCAUGUAUAUUUUUCUGAGCUCUGAGAGUGAACCUGUGAUGGAGACGCUAGAGAGGGAAUACACCACACUUAAUUAUGGAGUCAGAGCCAUGGCGAUCAAUCUUCCUGGAUUUGCCUAUCACCGAGCACUUAAGGCUCGGAAAAAACUUGUGGCGAUUUUUCAGUCGAUAGUGGAUGAUCGAAGAAAACAGAAGGAUCAGAACAUUCCAAAGGAAAGGAAGGACAUGAUGGAUGCGUUGUUAGAAAUCAAGGAUGAGAAUGGCCGGAAGCUGAGCGAUGAGGAGAUCAUUGAUGUCCUAUUGAUGUACUUAAAUGCAGGCCACGAAUCCUCAGGCCACACCAUAAUGUGGGCCACCAUUUUCCUUCAACAACAUCCCCAAAUCUUAGAGAAAGCAAAGGCUGAGCAAGAAAAGAUACUGAAGAAGAGGCCGCCGACUCAGAAGGGUUUGACAUUGAAAGAGUACCGAGAAAUGGAGUAUCUGUCUCAGGUAAUUGAUGAGACGCUUCGCAUAAUUACGUUCUCACUCGUGGUUUUCCGGGAGGCAAAAUCAGAUGUUAAUGUAAACGGUUAUGUAAUUCCGAAAGGAUGGAAAGUGUUGGUAUGGUUUAGGACUGUUCAUUUGGAUCCUGCAAUAUAUCCGAACCCAAAGGAGUUCGAUCCUUCCCGAUGGGAUGGUCAUACAACAAAAGCUGGGACUUUCCUUCCCUUUGGGGCGGGUAGUAGGCUGUGCCCUGGGAACGAUCUAGCUAAGCUUGAGAUUGCUAUAUUUCUCCAUCAUUUCCUUCUUAAUUAUCGGCUAGACCGCGUCAAUCCCAAUUGCCCAGUUCGGUAUCUGCCCCAUUCGAGGCCAACUGACAACUGCUUGGGGAGAAUAAGAAAACUCUCAUCCGCUUCUGUAUAGUAUCAAAAGAAGUGAGAAAGGUCGGUCGGCUAAUGCGACUUAUGACUGUACAAUCUGCACAAGAGAUGAGUUCUCUAGUUCGUCUUGGGACAUCUCCAGUUCUCAAGUUCAUCUUUGCAAGUAGGCAGUCUGCAUAGGAUGAUUGAACAGAGGAAGGACAGGGCUGCAAAUAAGUGAAAGAAGGCAACAUAUAGUAGGCUUAUAGGAUUCUCAUUUUGGGGAGACGAAUGGGAAGGGGAUGAUUCUUUUCUAUCUUUUCAAACUAUUCAAGAAAAUUACCUCUCUGUCUGCAGAUAAUGGAUAAUUAACUAUUAUUAUUCAUAUUUAUUAAGAAGUUGUUGUUGCUGCAGUUGUGCAGAUCCGUA
Messenger RNA from Punica granatum (pomegranate), 2162 nucleotides. The record is from RefSeq and is a predicted model, not a curated record. NCBI's taxonomy places the organism in Eukaryota, Viridiplantae, Streptophyta, Magnoliopsida, Myrtales, Lythraceae.